Molecule: messenger RNA, 3963 nt
Organism: Mobula hypostoma (lesser devil ray)
Lineage: Eukaryota; Metazoa; Chordata; Chondrichthyes; Myliobatiformes; Myliobatidae
Gene: dcakd
Product: dephospho-CoA kinase domain containing
Exons: 6
Coding region: 640-1329 (229 amino acids)
Biological process (GO): coenzyme A biosynthetic process
Molecular function (GO): dephospho-CoA kinase activity; ATP binding
Source: RefSeq, a predicted model, not a curated record
AGUUCGGUCUGUCCUCCAAGACCAACAUACACUAAAAUGUAGGCUGGAUGUGGUCAUCUGCGGGAUAAAUUAAUUAUGAACUCUUAAAUAUGCGGUCUUUAACAUUGUCAUUAACGUGCUCUUAGGUUUGGGCCACCUUAGCAGACGCGGAACUUUUAUGUUCAUGUGAUCGGCUACCGGGAACUGAAUAACACCCGCAGUGAUUGGUUGCCCAUUUCCAGCGGGCCACUGACAAUGCGCGAUGUUGCAACAUACGGUGAAUGGAGUUUGGUAUGGGGAAGGUGGGCCGGAACCCAAUGAAAGCAUAAAAUAACUUUAUAAACACGAGACAUUCUGCAGAUCUGGAAACCCAGAGCAAAACACAAAUUGCUGGAGGAGUUCAGCCCGUCAGCAGAUCUACAGAAGUGAAUGAACUGUUGACGAUUCGGGCGACACCCUACUUCAGGAUAAAGUUAUAAAUAACUUUGACUAAAAGGUGGUAUUGCCCCAUACUCUGGGGUAAUAGACCAUCUUGUUAAGUUGCAGAGGUGCAUUUUGUGAAGGACUCUACUGGUCACAAAGCACACUGUCUUUCUGGAUGUUCCCUACAUACUUCCCAGCUCUGGCAUUUCCCAAGAUCAGACACCACAGCUCAGAACAAUGUUCCUGGUUGGCCUGACUGGAGGGAUUGCCUCUGGGAAAAGCACAGUUGCUGCUUUGUUUCAUGAACUUGGAUGCCCUGUUAUAGAUUCCGAUCAGAUAGCAAGACAGGUUGUUGAGUUGGACUCCCCUGUGUACUGGGCAAUAGUGCGUUCCUUUGGUGAGGAGAUCCUGCUGGAGGACAGAACCAUCAACAGGGAGAAACUGGGCAGCAUCAUUUUCUCCAACAGGCAGAAACGGCUGCUCCUGAAUUCCAUCACUCAUCCGGCAAUCCACAAAGCCUUGCUCAAACAAGUUUUUAUAUAUUUUAUUCAAGGGUAUCGAUAUGUUAUUCUUGAUGUCCCACUCUUGUUUGAAACAAAUAAGAUGGCUAAAUUUAUGAAGCAUACUAUAGUUGUUUACUGUGACCCCCAGGCCCAGCUGACCCGAUUGAUGAAGAGAAAUAACCUAAUCCAGGCUGAAGCAGAGCGGCGCAUCAGUGUUCAGAUGCCAUUGGAACAGAAGUGCAAGCUGGCGACCCAUGUGAUCGAUAACUCUGGGGAUCCUGCCAGUACAUACCGGCAGGUUUGCAAACUGCACUCUCAGUUUGAAGACUCUAUGGAUUUUUUAGCAGUAAGGUUGUUUGCUGUGGUCACCCUUACUGCUUUUGGAGGCCUUCUGUACAUGUUCAUUAAAAAAUUUAUUUUUUAAAGUCCGCUGUGAACAAGAUCAAAUUAGGACAAACAUUUUGUCUUACCAUAAAAUGAGCCCAAUGUAAGAGGGAAUAGUAAACAGGGUAUGGAUGUACUGCUAGUGAACAAUCUUGGUUUAAACCCAUUUUUCUUUAUUAUCUUCCUUCCUCUUUCAUUGAUAUGAGAUUGAAAAGAUCUCGUGCAAAUUAUCAAUAGUCAGUCUUCUGCUUUGUCAACUUCUCAGAACUAAAUUGUAGCAUUCAAGUGAUGACAUUUCCAGAGCAUUGAGAUGGCCACAGCAUUAAACCAAGUAUAUAGCCUUUAUUUGAAUAUCAAGGACUCAUUCAUGGAUACACUUUACUUCAAUGUUUAAUCAGAGUGAGCACAUGAGAAAUGUUUGUGAAAGUUGUCCUCUGUGCCCUGCAGAUACCCAAAACUGUUGAUAUUUCUUUAAAGAGUCACAAUUAAAUCCAAACUAGACCAAUGCCAUUAUACAAAACUGAUGUCCUAUUACCUGUUUCUUCCUCAGUAAUAUGCGGCACAGUCAAGGUGCAAGGUGAUAUGGUGUGUGGGUUGUGACAUCAGCAUAUCUAUUGCUCAGUGCUGUGACUUGGGACAGUUGGAACCCCACUGUUGUUCUUUUAAUAAUGUCCUGCAUGUUGGAAUCACUUUAUUUGAGCAGGUGAGGUGGGUGAGUGUGCAUGGUGGUAGUUAAUAUAUGUUUUGUGGCUUAGGCAGUGGGGCAGAUUUAGCAUCUUGAUCAAGGAAAGUAAUGUGACUCAAGACUGAUUUAUACUUCUGCGUCAAAUCGACACCAUAGGUAUGGCGUCGCCGUGCACCCUGCGCAGAGCCUACACAGAUCCCUACGCCGUAGCCUGACGCGCACCUCUCCCAAAAUGUAACUGUGUGUCGCGGCAACACAGACUACAACAACUGUGAUUGGUCUGCUUGGUAGUAUCGCAUUUCCUCCUACGCUGCAAUAGCUUCCCAUUGGGCGACUGAAGGGCAGGGAAGGAACUCUGGCUGCAAUGCUUUCCAUAAAGCUUUACAGACCUCCGAAAUUAUGGACACAUUGCGCUUUUACAGAAAAAGACGCUGGCUUUAAACUUGUUUACCCCGAGAAGGACCACCAUGACCAUGAAGCCUUGCGUGGGCAGGUGUGUGCGCAUGCGCGAUGUGCCCAAAUUGCAGAGCGACGCAGACACACCAACGCACAAGUAUAAAUGCUCACAACGCGCAUAGGCCACUUGUGUAGGCUACGGCAUCGAGUUGACGCAGAAGUAUAAAUCAGCCUUUAGAUGUAUGGGACCAGUAGUUUGUUCAAUUCCAUUGGUGGCAUUGCAUAAUGUAGCAGCAUCCACUUGCGGUCUAAUUACCAUGUGAGAUCAUCUUGAAGACUUUUUUUUUGAUUUCUUAUUCAAUUCAAUGAUAUGGAUUUUGCCUCCUAACUUUCUUGCAUCAAAGGAAACACAUAUGAUGCAAAAUUGAACAGUGGUGGUAAUGGAGCAAGUGCAAAACAGGCUGCCAAUCUGUUGUUUUUUUUGGUUAUUUCUAAAUUUAAAGUUGAUCUAGAUUGGAUGAAGUGUCAACUGGUUUGCAAAUAUGCUAUUGUUUACACUUGUCAAAGACCAGAUACUUCAUCGACAUUUGCAAAAGGAGCAGAUGUCAUUUAAACAAUACUGAGUUUCUGCUGUCAUGGCUUUCCACUCAUGUACCCAACCAAGUAACCAAUCUCACGCUGAGCCUUAACAGUGAUAGAGUGCAGACUAGGUUAUAUUGGGUGGGGGUGAUGAGAAGGCUGCUACACACUUUACACACUCAUUGUAUUUUCCUGUCAGCAAUUGAAAUUACUCAAUAAAGAAUUGUUUCCUCCUCCCCAUCUCACUAUCAAUCUAUUGGAUUUGGCAUAGUUGUUACUAUUUUUAGUGGCAAGUGAAAUUGCCUAAAUUGCUACAUACUUGCUCAACUUUUUCUGAGAAUAUUUUGUAGCUCCAGAAUAAUAAGAUUGUAAUAAUUUGUUUCAAUGUUCAUGAGAAGAUGAGAUAAAAAUUCAUUUGGGGGCCAAAGUGAGUGUCCUGUGUUGCAAUACACUCAAAUGAACUCUCUCCCCCAGGGAAGAUGAAUGCCCUUGCCACCUCAAUUUUGGCUGCAUUCUCAGUUCAGGAUAAAUGACAGAAAUUAAAAUCAAACAUUGGUGCCAUGAAGGUUCACUUUGUGUCCAUCUAAUUUAAGCCUCAGGAUGCCCCGAGCAUAUAGAGAUGUGGAUAAGACUCCCACAUGUGCAUUCUGUGUAGUUGUUCAAAUAGGAAGCUUGUAAUUGAGUUGCUUUACUUGAACUUUGUAAAUGUGUCUAACACGUAUAAAUAAAACAACAUUGUCUGUCUUUGAAUUAGUUUGAAAACAAUGUUAUUUAAGGUUGAUUGUUCUGUUGAAAUUAUUUUCUACUUUGCUGAUCUGAUAGUUUUACCAGCACUAAUCUUUAAGAACCUGUCUUCUGCAUUUUGUGUCAGUAUGAGUAUAAUCUUCAAAAAGUGUGAGACUAAUAACAUAUGACAUUUUCUGUCAUUUGGUGUGUCAGUAAGGCAUUGCCUGAUUCUUCAGAAUCUUUUUUCUGUAGAAAGAGCAGUUAUAUUUUCCAAUCAAAAAUAAAAAA